Notothenia coriiceps (black rockcod) is the source of this 692-nucleotide messenger RNA. RefSeq names its product anoctamin-1-like. The record is from RefSeq and is a predicted model, not a curated record. Lineage: Eukaryota; Metazoa; Chordata; Actinopteri; Perciformes; Nototheniidae. Gene Ontology annotation, molecular function: protein dimerization activity. The transcript is spliced from 3 exons. The coding region runs from base 264 to 692 and encodes 142 amino acids.
CUCAGCCUGCUCACAUUAUGCGCUGCCUCUGAAAUCGGACACAUCUUCUCCAACGGAACAAUGCGCCGCGCUGCGCAGAGCCGCGGCUGCAGCAGACCUGUGGACUAACAGCGGGGAGCUCAGCUGGAGUUUAGGCAUUAUGGGGACGAAGGUGGUGAUGGUGCAUCUAGCUGCUUUUUACUGCGGAAACCACCAACUUGCACUCCCUCUCCACUCCUUCUUCUUCCUCUGAAUCUGUGUGUGUUUGUUUAAAGCGCACCAGCAUGCCGAACUCCCCAGCAGAAGACAAGAUCCCAGUGGUGGGCUCUGCUUCCAGUCCUCAGUGCAGCGAGGAAGGCCUUUGCUUCUCUGAUGGCAGACGGAAAGUUGACUACGUUCUGGUCUUCCAUCAUCGACGGCACGGCUCUGUGCGAUCUUUUGCCAGCAACUCAGUUUCACACGACAGGAUAUCCAUUGUUUCCAAUGGCAACUUUCCCACUGCGGCGGGCUCCGAUGCAGCUGCAGGAAGAGGAGGCAGCAGCCCGGGGAGGGAGGCGGCGAGUGUCGGCGAGGUGUUCGUGGAGCUCGGGGGGGCAGGAGGAAACGAUCUGACGGAGCCUGCUGACCAUGAGAUGGAUCUGAUCAGACAAGAGUUCGAGGCCAGCCUGCAGGAGGCCGGCCUGGAGAUAGAGAGAGACAAAGAGGGAAUAUAA